AUGGACGAGAGGGAACAAGAUAGAAUAGCAACAAGAUUGAAAAAAACUGCAAAGAGUAGCUCCAAACGCAAAUGUUGCGGAGGUGCUGCCGAAAUUUCCGCUGCGCACAACAUUUGGGUCCUCAAGUUUCAUCAAAUGACUAGUUCUUCAGGAAAAGGUUAUGUUCUGCACACGAAGAACUUACUUGGUAUAACCAUUUCAUCUCUUCUCCCAGUGACAAGUUCUCCUAUGGCGAUUUUUUCGUCGUCCACCGCGAUCAAGUCUGCAGAGAAGUUCUCCUGGUGUUGCGCUCUGUUCUUUGCCUUCUUGCUCUUGGUGAGCUACUGCGAGUCGGAGGUAGGCGUUAGGUCGGCGAUGAGCCACGGGCGGCCGCCGUGUGAGGAGAUUUAUGUGGUCGGUGAAGGGGAGACGCUGCAUAGUAUUAGCGACAAGUGUGGUGAUCCUUUCAUUGUUGAAGAGAACCCUCAGAUCAAAGAUGACGGCGACGUUUACCCCGGAUUGGUUCUUAAGAUAACUCACUUUGUGAGAAGAAAUUGAUAUGAUCAUGUCCGCUAGACAGCUAAUAUAUAUAUAUGUUUGAAGGCAGUCUAGUUGUGAUUUGUAUAGUUUUUCAUUGUGAAUCUUAUUGCGAGCGUUUCAUUGAGUGGAUUAGUUACAAGGAAAAGUGGUGUACAUAUACACUUCUGAAUGAUAUUUGGAAAGUUUGUGCCCAUGACAGAAUUUAUUAGCGUAUGCACAAUCUCACGGUUGUAGAUUUUAUUGUACU
Messenger RNA from Asparagus officinalis (garden asparagus), 766 nucleotides. RefSeq lists its product as uncharacterized. The transcript has 4 exons. Bases 1 to 537 code for a protein of 178 amino acids. NCBI's taxonomy places the organism in Eukaryota, Viridiplantae, Streptophyta, Magnoliopsida, Asparagales, Asparagaceae. The record is from RefSeq and is a predicted model, not a curated record.